Camelina sativa (false flax) is the source of this 763-nucleotide messenger RNA. RefSeq names its product mitogen-activated protein kinase kinase kinase 20-like. Gene Ontology annotation, biological process: signal transduction; protein phosphorylation. The record is from RefSeq and is a predicted model, not a curated record. Lineage: Eukaryota; Viridiplantae; Streptophyta; Magnoliopsida; Brassicales; Brassicaceae. Gene Ontology annotation, molecular function: protein kinase activity; ATP binding.
CUUAUUUGUCCAAGUAGAAGAAAAAAUCAGAGAGAUCAAAACAAAACCCUAGAUUUAAAGAGAGUGUUAAUUACCAACCAUGGAGAAGAUGAUGAGAGAACCUCUGCGUGUAGACGAGUCUUCAUUGAAGCAUGUCUCUGUUCUUGGCAGAGGAAGCUUUGGCUGUGUCUCUCUCCAACGCGAUUCUAACUUCCGACUCUACGCAAAGAAGUCAUCUUCCUCGUUCAAUCAAUUGAAGGAUUUCCAUAAAGAGGUUAGGAUCAUGCUUCGUUUCCGCAAUCAUCCUCGCAUCGUCCAAGCCUUAAGCUCUGUCGUUCACUUAUCCACCCCACCAGAACAAAGAUGUCACAUCUAUAUGGAGUAUGCCUCCAAAGGCACUCUCUUCAAUAUGAUCUCCCGGUUUCGUGGGACGCCGAUGUCUGAGAAUAUGAUCGGACGUGCCGCUUUUAUGAUUCUACAAGGACUCGAGGCUCUUCACUCAAACGGCUACGUUCACUGCGACCUCAAGCCAGCCAACGUCCUCGUCUUCCCUUCCACCACUGUUGGAGAGCCAUGGGAUCUUAAGCUUGCUGAUUUCGGUUGCUCUAAAGAGCCUUGUACGGAUUCUAGGUCGUUGUUUCAUGGUACGGAGCAGUACAUGCCGCCAGAAUCUCUUGGACCGGACGGAGUGAUGGGAUCGUCGACCGUUGAUAUAUGGUCUCUAGGGUGUAUGAUUAUUGAGAUGUUUGGAGGUUGUCCAUUGAAUAUGGGNUGGAGUAUGCCU